Molecule: messenger RNA, 738 nt
Organism: Xylaria bambusicola
Lineage: Eukaryota; Fungi; Ascomycota; Sordariomycetes; Xylariales; Xylariaceae
Exons: 2
Coding region: 1-738 (245 amino acids)
Source: RefSeq, a predicted model, not a curated record
AUGGAUUCUUACCAGUAUGACUUCUGGCAAUGCGGGCACAUCACCAGCAUCGCAACCGGCAUCCGCGUCAGUGAAUACGGUAACCUAACAGUUCCAUCUCUUUCCAACAUCGAUCGCAGCGCGAUCCAGAGACAGCCGAACGGUCUCUGCGCAAGAUGUCACGCGGACUAUCUCAAAAAGCGUCUACAAGACGUCAGAUCUCUCCUAUUAGCCUGCACUUUCCGUGCCGUGGAAGCAGAGCUCGACGCGCGUAAGCUCGACGCAGUGAAGAACUUCCUCUUCUACGACACCCAAGAGCGAUUCAGAAUCAGUCUAUCCCAAUGGACGCAAUACCCUGCAGCGUUCCUUCGAACAGAGGCUCACAUCCUGCAGCUCGAGCUCGAGGCCUGCGAGGCUGUGAUCAGCGACUACGCCGCAGGGCACAGUCGCCGAUUACGCGCGAACACAGCUCAAAUCUUCAUAGACCGCAUCACGCAGAUCGGGAAAGAAGCCGCACAGCGCGCCAAGAGCGCUAAUGAGGGGAUGAGCGAGUGUCUACUUGAUAUCAUGACUGAAGCGAAGAAAUUGAUUGACGAAUUCCAGAUGGCGCAGGAGAAGGAGGCGGUAUAUCUUAAGGAAUUGGAGGUGAAGGCGACCCACUUGAGGAUUUUGUUGGAGGGAUAUGAUCCGAAGAUUGGGGAGAGAUAUAAGGGGGAGUCGGAAAAGAAGAAUGUUGUCCUCGCAAUUGUGUACAAGUAA